UGUAUUUUUUUAUUCUUCGGCAAUUUUAUAAACAAAAGGACGAAAUUCUUAUUUAAUUUCAUAUAUUUUUAUUGGGAAUAUUUAUUAUUUUGAAAGAAAUUAUCGCUUUAAAAAUUGUUUGACAAAAUGAGUGAAAUAACGCAUGAAAAUAUGCAAUCAUUCUGUCGGACGUGCCUUGAUGAACUGGGAGACAAGUCAUCGCUAUUGGGUGAAAAAUAUAGCAUUUAUGAGAAUGAAGAUAUCGAAAAACUUUUACUUUUGUGCAAUUCAACGCCAGCAGAAGACUUUGACGAUCUCCCGCAGUUUAUAUGUUAUAAAUGCCAUAAAAAAUUACAGUCCUUUAAUGAUUUCCGUGAUAAAAUUAUUCAGUCACAUCUCUUUUUAAACAAUAUUCUAAAAGAGCAUAAAGAUUCGACUACAACUUUCGAAGAUGAAAGGUUGCUGGAUAGUGGUCAAGGUAGUGAAGACCAACAAGAUAAUAGUGUGGGAAUAUCUGAUAUUGAAGUUUUUCAUGGAUAUACAUACUCAACAAGAAGUCGUGAAAAGCUUCAAAAUUGUAUAGAAAAUACGGUAGUAAAAAUACUUCAAGACCCUGGCGGUACACACAGUGCUAUGAAUAAAGAUCUUAAAGAGGAAAUAUUUGAUGAAGUUGUUGAAGAAAUAGAGAUAGAUAUAAGUGGUAUCAAAGGAGACCAAAAGGCUAUAUCAGACGAUGAAGAUACAUUGGAUGAUUUCAAAUUUUCGAGAGCAACAAACGUGGAACAAAAUGAUGAAAGAUUUCAAUAUGUAGAUACCUCUAUUCAAACUACAGAUGCGCAACACAAUGAAUUCGAAGACAAUUGUGGCAAACCAGGUAGUGGAAAUGGUGAAUAUUUCCUAAGUUUAUCAACAACAACAGGGGACACCAACAAAACCAAAAUUAUAAAGCGUAAAAUGUUUCCUCAUAAUAAAACGAAGAAACCUGCAAAAAGCGGAGAUAGUUCCUUAAGAAUGCCACUUGUUAAAAAAAGUAGAAACAAUUUUUCUGAAGUGAAAUUUCAAUGUGAGCAAUGUCCUCGACGUUGUGUAACCUGGGAAAAUUAUGAAGCCCAUUUACGUACCCAUCAAGGACUAAAGCCAUAUGUGUGCAAUGAAUGCAAUCGCAGCUUUAAUAGAGCAGCUCAUUUCCGUGCCCAUGUACGUGAGGAUCACGGACCUGUGACACUGCAAUAUAUCUGCUCGUUUGAGGGUUGCGGUAAAAUAUUCAAGCGCGAAAAUACUUAUAAAAACCACUAUCGUCUUAAACAUACAGCAAUUCCUUAUGAAAGUCGUGAACCUAAAAGAUAUGUCUGUGAGGAUUGUGGAAGAACAUUUAGAAAUGUAACCACACUCAAAGAGCAUCGCUAUAAACACGCACCUGAAGAAGAUUACCCUUUUAAAUGUGAGGAAUGUGGUAAAAGAUAUCGUUCUAAACGAACUUAUAAGGAUCAUCAAUUGCGACAUUCCGGCAUUAAGAAUUAUAUUUGUACUUAUUGCGGCAUGAAAAAAACUACACAAAAUGAACUACGCGCACACAUUAAUUACCACACAAAAGAGAAACAAUGGCCCUGUCCAAAAUGCCCAAGUGUCUUCAACAGUUCUGGGAAUCUUGGCAUGCAUGAUCGUAUUGUACAUAAAGGAAUACGACCCUUUACAUGUAAAUUCUGUGAUCUCAGUUUUGGCAAACAAGAUACUUUGAAACACCACGAAAUGAGGCACACUGGUGAAAAACCUCAUGGUUGCGAAUUAUGUGGCAAACGUUUUAUACAGAUUGUAGCUCUUCGAGCGCACAUAAAAACCCAUAAAAAAGGAUUGACACUGAAAGCUAUAAUUCCUACGGUCACAGAACAACAUUUUGAAACAAUAGUGGAGCCAGCAAAAGAAGUAGAGACGGAUUUAGAAUUACCAAGCUGCUCGAAAGAUAAAAUCGAUUAUAGUUUUGAUAUUGACAAAUUCAGUGAAAUAAUGAAUAAUCAACUUACACGCAAUAAUUUGCAAGAAUUUUGUCGAACUUGCUUAAGCAGUUUGCAAAAACGUCGCAGACGUGAGAAGGAGGAUACGCCUACUAGUUUUCAACAGCUGAAGGUUAAGGUUAAUCAAGGAGAUAACGAAAAUGAUUCUGAAACAAAUCAUAGUUAUAAUCUUAGUUUGCUACCGCAAUUGCAAAAAUUAUUCAUGUUAUUUACUUCCUUGGAAAUAUCGGAGGAUAGCGAUGAAGAUGUUUACCCACGAAGUCUCUGUCAACUAUGCUAUGAAAAAAUGAUUGAUUUCCAAGAGUUUCGAAACUUGGCCAUUAAUUCUGCGGAAGUAUUAUACAAAAUUGUUAAUAGUUUGGAUGAUGAAAUGUCCAAAAAUUCUGCUGAAACACCAACGUUUCAAACAAUUGAAAUUACUAAAGAGAUAAAAACGGAGACUGUAGUAAGGGAAAGAAGCUACCAAUUCAAUGAUGAUGAUGAUGAUGAUGAUGAUCAGUUGCUUUUACCAGAACUUGCCCCAUUGAUGGAACGACCAAUUAAAACAGAACCGGAAAAAUAUUAUAAGUCAGAGUGUGAAACUAUAUUACCAAAUGAUGAUAAUUCGGAAAAUUCAUCGAAUGUUGUUGUAAAGCAUGAAAUUGAUUCGGAAUACGAGGAAGAUAAUUCCCUAUUCUAUGAACGUAAUGCAUUAAGCGCAGCAGAUAACUCAGUUAGCGAUGAUGCAGAUGAUGAGGAACAUGCUUUGAGAAAUGGUGCGGCCAAUACGUCCAGUAUGUCUCUUAAUAACUCACCAAUAACUGUAGGAGGAAGACAAAGGUUUAGUGCAUCCUCCCGUAAACGCGAUCGCAACAAAAAGUCUUUAAAGUGCCCUCGUUGUGAUAAACAAGUCUAUAAAAAAGUAUACCUGGACGCUCACAUUCGGGCUGUGCAUGAAGGAUUUGAGAAGCCGUUUCUUUGUUUGGAAUGUCAAAAGGACUUCACACGCUACGAACAUCUACAUACGCAUAUUCAAUCUAAGCAUUUAAUUAAACAACGAUUUAUAUGUGGUUUAAAUGGCUGCGAUGCCGUUUUUAAAUUGAGCAAUACCUUGGAGACUCAUCGACAAGUCGUACAUACAGCUACGUUUUCAUACGGUCUAAAGGAUAUGUUAGAACUUCACCAAGCCCAAUUGAAUGAAGAAGUAGAGAUAAAUCAUAUCUGUCAGCACUGUUACAAGACGUACAGCUCAAAACGUGCCCUCUCCGAACAUUUGAAACGACAUGCCCAAAUCAAGGAUCACGUUUGUAAAGUGUGUGGCGUUGCCAAAGUAACGCGCACAGAGUUAUUAACGCAUAUGCGUAUACAUAAACCGAAUCUGGAGAAAUUCAAAUGCAGCAUUUGUCCGCAGGAAUUCAACCAUAAAAAUGCUAUAUCUCGCCAUGUGCGUGUCGUGCACGAGGGCCAACGACGCUUUCCAUGCAGUUUUUGUCCCAAACGUUUUGGUACACGUAAUUCGCAGGUAUGCCAUGAACGUCUACACACUGGCGAACGUCCGUUCAAUUGUGAACUCUGUCAUAAGCGGUACGCCCAAGUGGAAGGCCUCAAAUCUCAUAUGAAAAGUCAUGAUAAGAACUUGCGCACACAUGUCUGCUCAUUUUGUUCGCAACGUUUUAUAACAAGAAAAAAUCUAAUCGAUCACGAAAAGCGUCACCAAAGUGAUAAACCCCAUAUAUGUAACACUUGUAGUCGUGGCUUCUUUUCAAUUGAAGAUCUGGGUGUGCAUAAGCAGUCGCAUACGGAAGAAGAAUUGCGUGAGAUGGCAUGUAAUGAAUAUGAGUUGUAUCAAGACGCUGGCGAUAGUCUUGGAGAACACAUAAUGGAAACCGAAUCAAUUAACGAACAAGGCAACCAGGCAUAUAUGGGCUAUAGCAGUUCGCAGAGUAGCAAUUGAAUUGCAGACAAAUCGUUUAUACUAACUUAUUUCUCAUGAACGGAAUAAUAUGGCAAUUAUUUUGCAAGCACUCUUAAAUAUUUAUGGAUGUGUAAUUUUUACCAUCACUUGCAUAAACUUGCUUAGAAAAUGUACGUAUUCACAAACAUGAAUUGGGUACAUUAAUUUAAAUACAAAUAUAUUUAUUAAAUUAUAAAA
Messenger RNA from Bactrocera dorsalis (oriental fruit fly), 4122 nucleotides. RefSeq names its product zinc finger protein Xfin. Gene Ontology annotation, biological process: regulation of DNA-templated transcription. The transcript has 6 exons. Bases 127 to 3924 code for a protein of 1265 amino acids. The record is from RefSeq and is a predicted model, not a curated record. Gene Ontology annotation, molecular function: RNA polymerase II cis-regulatory region sequence-specific DNA binding; zinc ion binding; DNA-binding transcription factor activity, RNA polymerase II-specific. Lineage: Eukaryota; Metazoa; Arthropoda; Insecta; Diptera; Tephritidae. Gene Ontology annotation, cellular component: nucleus.